This is a messenger RNA of Homalodisca vitripennis (glassy-winged sharpshooter), 1191 nucleotides long. RefSeq lists its product as uncharacterized. Bases 1 to 1191 code for a protein of 396 amino acids. Gene Ontology annotation, biological process: protein desumoylation. Lineage: Eukaryota; Metazoa; Arthropoda; Insecta; Hemiptera; Cicadellidae. The record is from RefSeq and is a predicted model, not a curated record. Gene Ontology annotation, molecular function: deSUMOylase activity. The transcript has a single exon. Gene Ontology annotation, cellular component: nucleus.
AUGGAGUAUCUCCGGCCAGUCCUACAGCCGAGUUCUGGAGAAUUAGAUUGCCUAUUCCCUGGUCAAAGGAUUAACGGAGACGUUAUUAACGCGUACAUGCGGUUGUUGGAAAGGAGGAGUAUUUUCUACGCCACCGUACCUGUGACCUAUUCUGUAGACACAUAUUUUUUUGAGACCUGGGAAAGAGGGGGCUACGAUCGAGUGAAGAGCGCGUUUAAGGGGAUCAACCUCUUUUCUAGGGACCUGAUUCUGUUCCCCUUACACUUAAGGGACUACGAGGGAGGUCACUGGGCACUUAUCGCCGUGAAACCAAAACUCAACCUCAUCAGGUCACUUGACUCCUUGGGACAUCCCCGGACUAAAGAGAUGCGAGUGAUCCUCGAGUUUAUGGAAAAUAAUGCAGCGGAAAGGAAAGUACUAUUUGACAGGGACGUUUGGAUAAUAUGCAACACACCAGACGAGUGCCCCAAACAACAGAACGCUACGGACUGUGGAGCGUUCGUAUGCGCCUACGCAGAACUCUUGUCAGCGGGGGACACGCCGUCGGGGAAAACCAUCAACCCCCUGGAAACCCGAAAAGACGUAGCUCGGGCGCUUAGGAGAGGGAAAAUAUCCCAGGAGGACUUCCGGGUCUACGGCGAAGCAGGAGACAGGAUGUCAAACGAGAGGGUCGUCGCGGUAGCCGAGGAAGACUUCGUUUUGAUCAGAGAGCUAAGCGAGGCGAUUGGAGAUUUAGUUCCUGCGUCCCCGGAACUCCCGCUAAGCAGAGGAGAGGAGGAUGACCCCGGGAGAGGCAUAGUUCUACCGGAUCUAACGAUGGAAGAGCCUGUGGUGAUGACGCCGAGAACCAAUACUCCCACGGACGAGCGGACGUCUUCCUGGCUGUCUAUAACAGCGAGUGAGACGUGGGAGAUGGUAGAAGAUGAAAAUUGCAGCGCGCCGGAGAUCCGAGUGUCAGCACCCGCCGCUAAACCCAGGACGCCAACGAGCCCAGCAGUAGCGACGAUGACUUGUGAGGAUGCCCGACAUAGGCUUCAUGACCAUUCGUCAGUUCUUCGGAACGGCCGUGGGAGUAACCCCCGCGUAUGGAAAACCAAACGCCCAAGACACCCAGUAAGGGUAAGGCUCCAGAACCCUGAUGGAACGUGGUACCGAACAAACGCGAAAAACGUUACAAUGAAACCAAAUUAA